This is a messenger RNA of Lineus longissimus, 4572 nucleotides long. Its product is annotated as structural maintenance of chromosomes protein 1A-like. Gene Ontology annotation, cellular component: nucleus; cohesin complex; chromosome. Lineage: Eukaryota; Metazoa; Nemertea; Pilidiophora; Heteronemertea; Lineidae. Gene Ontology annotation, molecular function: DNA binding; ATP hydrolysis activity; ATP binding. Gene Ontology annotation, biological process: sister chromatid cohesion. The transcript has 22 exons. The record is from RefSeq and is a predicted model, not a curated record. The coding region runs from base 110 to 3847 and encodes 1245 amino acids.
GGGAAGUGUCUGCCGUGAACAUUUCAUGAUAAAACAUCGAAUAAAACACUAAUUAAAGCCGGCGAACGGCAUUUCAAUUUAAAGAACAGUAGUUCAAUACUUGUAGAUCAUGCCUGGGUAUCUAAAAUAUAUCGAUGUAGAGAAUUUCAAGUCUUACAAGGGGAAGCAAAGGAUCGGACCAUUCAAAAAAUUCAGCGCCAUCAUUGGUCCAAAUGGAUCGGGAAAAUCCAACUUGAUGGAUGCCAUCAGUUUCGUCUUGGGAGAGAAAACUUCCAAUUUGAGGGUGAAAAGAUUGAGUGACCUGAUCCAUGGUGCCCCGAUCGGGCGACCAGCAGCGACUAGGGCACAUGUGACAGCUGUGUAUGGUGAUGACGACGGCAGCGAGACCAACUUCACACGUGUCAUCCACGGCUCGGCGUCUGAUUACAAAAUUAAUGGAAAGACUGUGAGUGUGAGCGACUAUGCCGCCGCCCUUGAGAAGAUCGGUAUCCUCAUGAAGUCGAAGAACUUUCUGGUGUUCCAGGGUGCGGUGGAGAGCAUCGCGAUGAAGAAUGCCAAGGAGAGGACCCAUAUGUUUGAAGAGAUGAGCAGGUCGGGUGAAUUGAAGGAUGAAUAUGAUAAAGCCAAGGUUGAGAUGUUAAAGGCGGAAGAGGACACUCAGUACAACUACCACAAGAAAAGGGGCAUCGCUGCCGAGCGUAAGGAGGCCAAGAUGGAAAAAGAUGAGGCAGAGAAAUACACAAAGUUGAAGGAACAACUUCAUGAGAAGCUAAUCGAGCUUCAGUUGUUCAAACUCUUCCACAACGAACGUGAGAUGGAUGAAUUGGGUGAUGAGUUGCACCGCGUUCAGGGCACGCUCGAGAAGGAAGAGAGGAAGAGGGAGAAGAUCGAGGGAGAGGUCAAGGCAGUGAAGAAAGAACAGGGAACCCUGCAGAGAGAUCUGGCCAAGAUUGAACAGAACAUCAAAGAAUCGGAAGGUGAGCUUAACAAGAAGCGCCCUCUUUAUAUCAAAGCAAAAGAGAAGACGUCUCAUAUGCUGAAAAAACUGGAAGCGGCCAAGAAGUCGCUGAAAGCAUCUCGGAAAAACUAUGAGACUCAUGAGCAGGAGAUCCACGAACUUGAGAAGGAAUUGAAGGACGUCGAUAAUCGUCGCCUUGACUAUGAGGAGCGUAUAGAAGAAGAAUCGCAGUCACAGGGCAGGGAUCUCAACUUGGAGGAUUCACAGGUGCGAGAAUACCAUCGCCUGAAAGAAGAGGCGGGCAAGCGUGCUGCUCGAUACCUCCAAGAACUCGACUCGAUCAACCGAGAACAGAAGUCGGACCAGGACCAUCUCGAUAACGAGGUGCGCAAGAAGAAUGAGAUCAGCGCCAAGAUUAAACAGAAGGAACAUGAGAUGGAGGAGAAUAAGAAACGUCUGGAUAAACUCAACGAUUAUAUCAGAACAAGUACAGUCGCUGUUGAGGAACAGAAAAAGAUUGAGGGCGAACUUAGUCGAGAUGUUGACACGGCUAACUACCGAAUCUCUGAGAUCAACAAGGAGCUGGAUAAUGUUGUCGAGGUGCUCGGCGAGGCAAAGGUGGACCGUCAUGAGAAUCAUCGUGCGGUGAAGAAGGCCGAGUUGAUUGACAACCUGAAGAGGCUCUUCCCUGGUGUGCAUGGUCGUCUGAUUGACCUCUGCGAGCCAAGCCACAAGAAAUACCAAAUCGCCAUCACCAAGGUGCUCGGAAAAUACAUGGACGCCAUCGCGUGCGACUCUGAGAAGACCGCCAAGGAUUGUAUCCAGUACAUGAAGGAGCAGCGCAUUGAGCCAGAGACAUUCCUGCCGCUGGAUUACCUGGAAGUGAGAGGAGUUAAUGAGAAAUUGAGGGAAAUCCGUGAGCCCAAGAAUGUCAAAUUGGUCGUCGAUGUGAUCCGCUACGACCCGCCCGUCAUCAAGAAGGCGCUACUGUUUGCCUGUGGGAACGCUCUGGUGUGUGACACGGUGCCAGACGCCAGCACGGUCGCUUUCUCCAUGAAGGAAAGACACAAGGCGGUGGCCUUGGAUGGUACACUUUUCCAGAAGUCAGGUGUCAUUUCUGGUGGCGCAAGCGAUUUGAAAGCGAAGGCACGACGAUGGGAUGAGAAACAACUGAAUAAUAUGAAACACAAGAAAGAGAAACUCACCGAGGAGCUCAAGGAACAGAUGAAGAAGAAGAGGAAAGAAUCGGAGCUGGCCACGAUCCGGUCCCAAAUCAAGGGCCUGGAGACGAGGUUGAAAUACUCCAUCACGGAUCGCGACAACACAGAGAAAAAAGCCAUGGCGAAUAACGAGGUGGACUUAGACAGGUUGAAACAAUCGCUGGUUGAGUUUGAUCCUCGUAUCAAAGAGAUUGAGACGGAGAUGUCUAAACGUGGAGAGGAUAUUUUACAAGUGAAAAACAAAAUGAAUACUGUUGAGGAUGAUGUUUUCGUGCGUUUUUGUAGCCAGAUUGGCGUGGAGAAUAUUCGGCAGUACGAGGAACGCGAACUGCGGGUCCAGCAGGAGCGUGCCAAAAAGCGAUUGGAGUUUGAAAAUCAGAAGUCUCGGUUGAUGAAUCAGCUGGAGUAUGAGAAGUCAAGGGAUACGAAAGCGAAUGUUAAGAAGUGGGAGAAGACAGUUCAAGAAGAUGAGAAGGAGUUGGAGAAGCUUAGGCAAGAUGAGCAGAAACAGAUGAAGGUUAUUGAUGAGGAGAUGCAGACACAAGAAAAUCUCAAACAGAGGAAGAUUUCGGUGAAGUCGGCGGUCGAGGACAAGGAGGGUGAAGUGGUCGACAUCAGGAAACGGGCGUCUGCUCAUAACAAACAGAUCUCGCACAUACAGAAACAGAUCAACUCGAUGGAGACGAAACUGGAGCAGAAGAAAGCGGACAGACACAGCAUGCUCAAGACUUGUAAGAUGGAUGGGUACUUUCUCCCAAUGAAGCAAGGCACCAUGGAUGACAUCACGCAGGAAGGCGAGGCAUCUAGUCAGAAAGAUACGGAUGAACCGGAGACAUCCAGCAGUCAGGGUGCGAAGGCCAUCUAUGAGAAGGAGGCGAAUAUCAUGCUGGAUUAUAGGUCCCUGGAUGAGGAACUCACUGAGUUGGAUACAUCUGACGAGGUGAAGAAGAUGUUGGACCGGAUGAACAAAAACAUCGCCGAGAUGCAGAAUACGUUACACCGUAUCAAUGCACCAAAUAUGAAGGCCAUGGAGAAAUUAGACGGUGUCAAGGAGCGAUUCCAAGAGACGUCGGAAGAAUUUGAAAUGGCCCGUCGUCGAGCUAAGAGAGCCAAGCAGGCAUUUGAACGGGUGCGCAAAGAACGAUAUGACAGAUUCAAUCACUGCUUCGAUCACGUUGCGAACAAGAUUGACGAAGUUUACAAGGCGUUGGCAAAGAAUCAGAGCGCCCAGGCUUUUCUUGGCCCAGAGAAUCCCGAGGAGCCGUAUCUCGAUGGUGUCAACUACAACUGUGUCGCCCCUGGCAAGCGAUUCAGACCCAUGGACAACUUGUCUGGUGGAGAGAAGACAGUCGCUGCUCUAGCGUUACUCUUUGCCAUUCAUAGCUACCAGCCGGCUCCAUUCUUCGUAUUGGAUGAGAUUGACGCUGCCUUGGACAACACAAACAUUAGUAAGGUAGCGGCUUUCAUCCAAGAACAAUCUGAGAUCAACUUCCAGUGCAUUGUGAUCUCGCUGAAAGAGGAGUUUUACAACCACGCUGAUGCCCUCAUUGGAAUCUACCCGGAACAGGGCGACUGUAUCAUCAGUAAGGUUCUCACGCUGGACCUGACCGAGUACCCAGAGGCUGAGCAUGAGCAGGAUCAGGUUGAUGGGCAUAAUGUCCAUCGCUAGGUUCUGUCUGAGUACCAAGGUGCAUCACUAGGUUCUGACCGAGUACCCAGGUGCAUCACUGAGUUCUAACCGAGUACCAAGGUGCAUCACUAGGUUCUGACCGAGUACCCAGGUGCAUCACUAAGUUCUAACCGAGUACCUAGGUGCAUCACUUGGUUCUGACUGAGUACCCAGGUGCAUCACUAAGUUCUAACCGAGUACCUAGGUGCAUCACUAGGUUCUGACCGAGUACCCAGGUGCAUCACUAAGUUCUAACCGAGUACCUAGGUGCAUCACUUGGUUCUGACUGAGUACCUAGGUGCAUCACUUGGUUCUGACUGAGUACCUAGGUGCAUCACUUGGUUCUGACCCAAUACCCAUCACUGGGUUAUGACUGAGUACCCAGUAGCUGAGGGCGACAAUGUCGAUGGGCAUAAUAUGCAUCGCUAAGUUCUGUUUGUUGAUGGGAACAGUUUACACUGCCAUAACUUGGUUGAAUAAAGUCAUCGAUCGUCUGUGUAUGUAUAUAUGUUAAUCAUGUUCAUUUCAUUAUCUCGUAGUUAAUUAAUCACUCCGUUAGUAGUGAAGAGUUGACCUUGUUUCUGGUUUUAUUGUGUCUCUAAGUCUUCAAAUCAUCACAACAAAAUAGGAGAGGGGGGCAUAAUUGGCUUUAUACAUGUACAUCGUAGAUUAAGUUGAUGUCUCUGAAUGUUGUACUGAUAUUGUGGUAAAUGCAAUAAAAAAUU